GUUUAAAUAAAUUGGCCCCCAGGCUUUGGCUGCCCACCCCUCACCCGUGCCGAGGAGCCCGUGUACAGCAAGUGCCUGCGUGUGAGCUCAGAGCGCAGGCAGCCUGCGAGGAGCCGGAAAUAUGUUACAUUGAUGUUUGGCAUAGCUGCCGUCAAGUUACAGAGAGAGCUUGAUGCCACAGCAACAAUAUUGGCUAACCGACAAGAUGAAAGUGAACAGUCUAGAAAAAAGCUUAUUGAGCAAAGUCGUGAGUUCAAGAAAAACACUCCAGAGGACCUGCGCAAACAGGUAGCUCCAUUAUUGAAGAGUUUCCAGGGGGAGAUUGAUGCAUUGGGAAAAAGAAGUAAAGAAGCAGAGGCAGCCUUCUUGAAUGUCUAUAAGAGAUUAAUUGAUGUUCCAGAUCCAGUUCCAGCUCUGGAUUUAGGACAGCAGCUUCAGCUGAAAGUCCAACGCAUGCAUGAUAUUGAAACAGAAAACCAGAAACUUAGGGAAACGCUAGAAGAAUACAACAAGGAAUUUGCUGAAGUGAAAAAUCAAGAGGUUACAAUAAAAGCACUUAAAGAGAAAAUCCGAGAAUAUGAACAGACUCUGAAGAACCAAGCAGAGAAUAUAGCUCUUGAAAAAGAACAAAAGUUACAAAAUGACUUUGCAGAGAAGGAGAGAAAGUUGCAAGAGACACAGAUGUCGACAGCCUCAAAGCUGGAGGAGGCUGAACAGAAAGUUCAAUCUUUGCAGACAGCUUUGGAAAAAUCCCAGGCAGACCUUUUUGACCUGAAAACAAAAUACGAUGAAGAAACUACUGCAAAGGCUGAUGAAAUUGAGAUGAUCAUGACAGACCUUGAAAGAGCAAAUCAGAGGGCAGAGGUGGCUCAGAGAGAGGCAGAGACCUUAAGGGAGCAGCUCUCAUCAGCUAACAAAUCUCUCCAACUUGCUACACAGAUCCAGAAGGCACCUGAUGUGGAGCAGGCCAUAGAGGUGCUGACACGAUCCAGCUUGGAGGUGGAACUGGCUGCUAAAGAACGGGAAAUUGCCCAGCUUGUAGAAGAUGUUCAAAGACUCCAGGGCAGCCUCACCAAACUUCGUGAGAACUCCAGGAGUCAGAUCUCACAGCUGGAGCAGCAGCUGACUGCCAAGAACAGCACACUUAAACAACUGGAAGAAAAACUGAAAGGACAGGCUGAUUAUGAAGAAGUUAAGAAAGAAUUAAAUAUUUUGAAGUCCAUGGAGUUUGCACCAACUGAGGGCUCUGGUGCACAGGAUGCAUCAAAACCACUGGAGGUGUUGCUGCUGGAGAAGAACCGCUCAUUGCAGUCUGAGAAUGCCACGCUGCGUAUCACUAAUAGUGACCUGAGUGGGUCAGCCAGGAGAAAAGGGAAAGACCAGCCUGAGAGUCAGCGUCCUGCAACCUUGCCGGCCUCCCCUCCUUCUCAGUUGCUCCGCAACACGGGGGAGCAGGCUUCCAAUACUAAUGGUACACACCAGUUCUCACCAACGGGUUUAAGUCAAGACUUUUUCAGCUCAACCUUGGCAAGCCCCAGCUUACCCCUGGCCUCCACGGGAAAAUUUGCACUAAAUUCUCUCCUCCAACGACAGCUAAUGCAGUCCUUCUACUCCAAGGCAAUGCAGGAAGCAGGAAGCACAAGCAUGAUUUUUUCAACAGGUCCUUACAGCACAAACUCCAUAUCUUCCCAAAGUCCAUUACAACAGACUCCAGAUGUAAAUGGUAUGGCUCCAUCUCCCAGCCAGUCAGAAAGUGCUGGGAGCAUCUCUGAAGGCGAGGAGAUAGACACAGCUGAAAUUGCACGUCAGGUGAAAGAGCAAUUGAUCAAGCACAAUAUUGGACAGCGAAUAUUUGGACAUUAUGUCUUGGGACUGUCACAAGGGUCUGUGAGCGAGAUACUAGCCAGGCCAAAGCCAUGGAAUAAACUGACUGUGAGAGGCAAGGAGCCGUUUCACAAGAUGAAGCAAUUCCUCUCCGAUGAGCAGAACAUCCUGGCACUACGCAGCAUCCAGGGUAGACAGAGAGAGAAUCCAGGCCAGAACCUGAACAGACUAUUUCAGGAAGUACCGAAACGAAGAAAUGGGUCUGAAGGUAACAUCACAACAAGAAUUCGAACAACAGAGAGUGGCUCUGACGAAGCCAUCAAAUCCAUUCUAGAACAAGCCAAAAGGGAGCUGCAAGUACAGAAAACAGCUGAGCCGGCUCAGCCACCUUCUGCAACUAGCAGUGGGAAUUCUGAUGAUGCCAUUCGGUCCAUUCUGCAGCAAGCCCGACGUGAAAUGGAGGCACAGCAGGCUGCCCUCGAACCUGCCUUAAAAACACCGCCUUUGUCUCAAGCUGACAUUUCCAUUUUGUCCCCUAAACUGGUAUCUACACCUGCAAUGUCUUCAGUUUCCAGUUACCCUUCACUGGCCAUGUCUCUGAAGAAACAUUCAUCUGUUACGGAUUCUAGUAUCUCUGCAUUGCAGAACCUCUCUGGGCUAAAAAAGGAGCCCCCAGAGACACCAGUUUUAGAGCUUCAUGGAGUAACUGAUCCUGCACAAGGUAUGCUGAGGCACGUUAAAAAUGAAUUGGGACGCGGUGGUGUUUGGAAGGACCAUUGGUGGAAUACUGUUCAGCAUGACAGAAGAAAUGCAGCUCUUCCUGAAGAUACAAAAGCUGAGGAAGUCAGCAGUGGAAAAGAAAAGGUCAGCAACCAGGCUAGGCCAGACCGUAGUCAGCUCCAAGGACCAUCCUCUUCAGAAUACUGGAAAGAGUGGCCAAACGCUGAAUCUCCAUACUCUCAGAGCUCUGAAUUGAGCAUGACUGGAGUAAGUCGCAGCGAGACACCACAAAACAGCCCCCUCCCUUCUUCACCUAUUGUACCUUUGUCAAAGCCAUCCAAACCCUCAGUUCCUCCACUGACGCCCGAGCAGUAUGAGAUUUACAUGUACCAGGAAGUGGAUACAAUAGAGCUAACUCGUCAGGUCAAAGAAAAGCUAGCAAAGAAUGGCAUCUGCCAAAGGAUCUUUGGGGAAAAGGUAUUAGGCUUAUCUCAAGGGAGUGUCAGCGACAUGCUAUCUAGGCCAAAGCCAUGGAGUAAAUUGACGCAAAAAGGCCGAGAACCAUUUAUUCGCAUGCAGCUCUGGCUGAAUGGUGAGCUGGGACAGUGCGUCCUCCCUGCACAAGGGCAACAACAAGGACAAGUCCUCCACUCCGUAACAUCGUUGCAGGAUUCCCUACAGCAGGGAUGUGCAAGCUCAGAAAGCACUCCAAAGACCUCUGCCAGUUGCAGUCCUGCUCCUGAAUCUCCUAUGAGUUCCAGUGAAUCAGUGAAGAGCCUGACUGAAUUGGUACAACAACCCUGUCCUGCUAUAGAGACAAGUAAGGAUAGCAAACCACAAGAAUCAAGUGAGCCACCUGCUUCUGAAUCCCAGUCUACAACACCUUUGCCUCUGUCUGGCCAUUCGGCACUCAGCAUUCAAGAAUUGGUUGCUAUGUCACCUGAAUUGGACACAUAUGGCAUUACGAAGAGGGUCAAAGAAGUGUUAACAGAUAACAACCUUGCGUGGCUGACAAGCCUAAAAAGCAGCAGAAGAGCCAGGAAAUGUGCCCCAAACUCUGCAUUAGGUCAGCGUUUGUUUGGGGAGACAAUCCUAGGGCUAACACAAGGCUCAGUCUCAGACCUUCUGGCUCGCCCUAAGCCCUGGCACAAACUGAGUUUGAAGGGACGGGAGCCCUUUGUCCGCAUGCAGCUAUGGUUAAAUGAUCCCAACAACGUGGAGAAGUUGAUGGAUAUGAAAAGAAUGGAGAAAAAAGCCUACAUGAAACGACGGCACAGCUCAGUUAGUGACAGUCAAUCAUGUGAAUCCUCAUCGGUUGGAAUAGACUACAGUCAGGGAGCCAGCCCACAGCCACAGCAUCAGCUAAAGAAACCACGAGUAGUAUUGGCACCAGAAGAGAAAGAAGCUCUAAAGCGAGCCUAUCAGCAAAAGCCAUACCCAUCACCAAAAACCAUUGAGGAACUUGCUACACAGCUCAACUUGAAAACGAGCACAGUGAUCAACUGGUUCCAUAAUUACAGAUCUCGCAUCCGUCGAGAACUGUUCAUUGAAGAAAUCCAAGCAGGUAGCCAGGGCCAGGCUGGAUCAAGUGACUCUCCUUCAGCCAGGAGCAACAGAGCGGUUCAUAGCUCUGAAGGAGACAGCUGUGAUGGUGUGGACACAGAAGGCCCACCUGAAGGAAAACAAAGUGGUCUGGAGGCUGAUGAGUACAACAAUGCAACCACAAAGUCUCAGGGAGGGCAAGCAGAGUCAACUUUUGAAGUGGGGGAAGAGGCACUGCAAGAUGUCAGAUCUUCAGAGAAAACAGAGUCGUUCCAUUUGGGAAUGGAGAGCCUGGAGGAUACUGAUGAUGAGGGCAGGCUCAAAGCACCACGUCAAAGUUCACCACCAGGAUCUCAAAGUUCAGGAGAAACUCUGGAGACAAUGCCAAACUCUGCUACAGAAGAGGAUGCCUCUACCUCAGCUGCCUCCACCUCAGUCCUUACAGGGGAGAGCUCCUACAAGUCAAAAGAAAGUUCAGAGAGAAUUUCCAGUGUGCCAAGUACAAGUUCCACAUUGGCUACAGGCUCACAGAAAGCCAACUCUAUUCAGAGCUUAUUCAACUUUUCCGAGGCAGCAAGCUCCAAGAACACACGAGACAACACCUUGAGGAAAAAGAAAGCAGCAAACUUGAACAACAUAAUCCACCGUUUAGAGAAGGCCGCUAGUCGAGAAGAGCCCGUUGAAUGGGAGUUUUGAGAUUAAACUCACCCAACUCUAGAGAGCUGGGGAAGUUAAACUGGACCUCUACUGGUUUUAUUGUGUUGCGCACUUACCGCCCUGCAGGCCACAGGGCAAAAACGCCAUAGGCCAAGGUGCAUAUAGAAAACAAAAGGAGCGUUAAGCCCAAUUUAUGUUUGUGUUUUCAAGGAAGAAAACUGAAAUGUGUAGUCAAGCUUUUUUGUACCCUGAAGUGUUUUUAUUAUUGCCCUAAGUGAUUUCCACAGUUUCUGGAAUAACUCAUACAGCUUUGCCUUGUGCCCUCCUCUUUGGUGUGGGCUUUAAAAAAACAAAAAACCUUAAAAAAAAAAAAAAUCAAACCCACAUAUUAAAAGGGGGCUUUUUAUCUGCCAUCUAAUGGCUACAGAGCGAUAAUACACUAUUAUCUUCUUAAACCAGGAAAAAAGGGGAGAUUUUUCAAAAAAA
Messenger RNA from Gavialis gangeticus (Gharial), 5229 nucleotides. RefSeq names its product cut like homeobox 1 (gene CUX1). Gene Ontology annotation, cellular component: Golgi membrane. Gene Ontology annotation, molecular function: DNA-binding transcription factor activity, RNA polymerase II-specific; DNA binding. The coding region runs from base 133 to 4782 and encodes 1549 amino acids. NCBI's taxonomy places the organism in Eukaryota, Metazoa, Chordata, Crocodylia, Gavialidae. Gene Ontology annotation, biological process: regulation of DNA-templated transcription; intra-Golgi vesicle-mediated transport. The record is from RefSeq and is a predicted model, not a curated record. The transcript has 25 exons.